Guyanagaster necrorhizus is the source of this 1242-nucleotide messenger RNA. RefSeq lists its product as uncharacterized. Lineage: Eukaryota; Fungi; Basidiomycota; Agaricomycetes; Agaricales; Physalacriaceae. The coding region runs from base 132 to 1052 and encodes 306 amino acids. The transcript has 3 exons. The record is from RefSeq and is a predicted model, not a curated record.
UUAAAAUGAUGCGCUUGACUCUCUCACGAUCCUUCUUCUUUCGACGGCAGCAGCAGAGUCACAAGUCGAAGCGAGCUGCCUAAUUGCUUCAGCUCGGUGUCUGUUGGUAUCUCAGUGUCACUCAAUUAUCCAUGAUACCCGUGCCUCCCGAACUUGUGGAUUCCAUCUUCGGCAAACUAGACAAUGCACUUGAUCGUCUAACUCUAUCUUCCUGCACCCGUGUCUGCCAGGCAUGGCACCGCCUUGCUCUGCCCCACUUGUUCUCCGCCAUUACAAUUCAGUACAGUGCUUCACCAGAACGUCGAGAUAACCCCUUCCUUCCAAAAUCCGUAUGUGGGCUGCACCUGCUAUUGGAAAAAUACGUCUUCCUGCGUCCUUGCGUGCAGAAAAUCCACGUGCGUGUGAAAAGCACCGCGCUGCGUGAUGAAAGAAUGAUCCAGUGGGAUGAGCCUGCCUCUGUCAGCGUCUUCCAUGCCAUGACGAACCUGAGGCACAUCGUUAUCAACGGUAGUCAUUUCUUCGCCUGGCAUACCAUGCCAAUUUCUAUUCGCCAAGCAAUGUACAAUUCAUUCCGGCUUCCUACUGUGACUUGCUUGACAUUGGAAGCCAUGCAUAUCGCCGACACCAAGUUUACAGAGUUCUUCUCCGUUAUCGGUGACUGUGUCGCGUUGGAGACCCUGGAUAUCUCAUUUGUCGAUUUCCCUUCGCGACCCCAGUUUUUCCGGCGCGGCGCUACUACGCCUUCUCAUCGUCGGCCUCAGUUUCGCUCGCUCUCAAUGAUCGUGUUCCCCAUGGUCAUGCAAGUUCUAUUAGAAUUCCUCCUUGAUCAUACAGAUCUGAGAAAGCUGGAGUCACUGUGCCUAAAAUCCAGCAAGUUAGAUUCUUGGGCUCUUCGUACAGUUUUCGACACGACUGUAGACCGUUUGGAUUAUUUGGAUAUCGGGUUUAUCGAUUUUUCAGGCGGAGGGUCUAAUACAAGACAUGGAUCUAUCCCGCAAUUUACGGUCUCUUGCAUUCGCCCUUUCACUUCCAGCAGAGCAGCAAUGCGUUAACCAAUUGGAGGCUUUGGAGACGUUAUUCGCUCGGAUACUGAAUUCUAGCGACAGGCGCAUUGAGGAAAUUACCCUCAAAUUUUAUUCUUCCCGCCGUGAUCUCAUGGAUUUCUCCAACACAUUAUGGCGUUCCUUAGCGGAAGCGUUGAGGAUGACCGCCAUAAGUUUGGCAGCUACUCUGAAGGAAGUC